This is a messenger RNA of Silurus meridionalis, 1980 nucleotides long. Its product is annotated as tetraspanin-31-B-like. The coding region runs from base 542 to 1228 and encodes 228 amino acids. Lineage: Eukaryota; Metazoa; Chordata; Actinopteri; Siluriformes; Siluridae. The transcript is spliced from 8 exons. The record is from RefSeq and is a predicted model, not a curated record. Gene Ontology annotation, cellular component: membrane.
UGGAAGUCCUUCUUCGGCUACCAUUAAUGGUUCCAUGGCCAGUCGCUGGUAAAUCCCUCUGCCUUCACUUUCUGACCAGGAAGCUCGAUAUGGACCCAUCGUCAUGGUGAUUGUCACCGGAGCCCCCCCCUCGCUUGGACGAGUCACAAAGCCAGCGCCAUGGCGACAGAACCACAGAUGCUAGAGACAUGGAGCUGAAACGAGGGACGCAACCACACACACACACACACACACACACACACACACACACACCCACAUACAUACACACACACACAUACACACACACACACACACACACACACAUAUAGACAAGAGACACUAUUCCUAAUUCAGCUCACUGGACAUCACACUCUGUCUGUGAUACAUUCUUUUCCUCCAUCGCUUUCUUUCAGUUCCUCCUGCUCCUCCCUCCUGACUCCAUCAGUCCCAGGAAAAAAAGACGACCUGGUGAUGGAUCAAGACAAGCAACAGACACGACAGAGGAUGAGAAGAUCACUGCUGAGGGAUUUCUGCAUCCUGUCCCAGUGCCUCCCCUGUGUAAAUGAAACAGAAGACGUUACGGUUGGAGAAGUGGAUCAGUGGUGUGAUAAUGAAGUUUGGGUUCUGGAGUUUGAGGAACUUCCUGUGUGCUGCCAAUCUGCUGCAUCUGGUGGUGGGUGUGUCCCUCAUGGUGGUAGCUGGUUAUGGGAAGAGUUAUGGUGCAGUGUGGAGUUUGAGGAUCAUCAGUGUGAUGAUGGUGGUUGGAGUCUUCCUCAUCUUCAUCUCCAUGCUGGGGAUCGCUGGAGCACUGAGACAAAACCAAUUUAUCCUGUUCACUUACAUAGCAGUGAUGAUGUUAAUGUUUAUAUUCCAUUUCACUACGUCAUGUUUCUGCCUUGCUUUAGGGAGAGAUAAGCAGGAGAGGUUACUCAGCUCGACAUGGGAGAUAAUGAGUAAUGAAACACGGAGGUCUCUGGAGCAACAGCUGGAUUGUUGUGGUUUAAUAAACAGCGCUGAAAAGCAGCAGGAUUUCCUUAAAGAUGUGAACCACUGCACUGCUGUGUGCAAAACAGCAGCAGCUUGGUGCUUUACGUGUGGAGAUGUGAUGCUGCAGCGUGCUACAGAGAUCCUCCGUGUGCUGGGAGGAGUUGGACUGUUCUGCAGUUUCUCACAGCUUGUGACCGUGUGGUUGACUGUUCAAUACAGGAACCAGAGGAACCCUGAGCUCAUUUCCAGAAGCUCCUUAUGACCUCCAAAUCUCAUCAUCAUUAUCAUUUUCAUUUCUGGAGACUAAUUUGAUGAAUGUGUACAUUUCUGUUGUAUAAAGUUUGUUCAGGUGUGUAAAUCAGGUGAGAUCGGGGGUGUAAGUCAGGUGAGAUUGGGUGUGUAAGUCAGGUGAGAUCGGGAGUGUAAGUCAGGUGAGAUCGGGUGUGUAAGUCAGGUGAGAUCGGGUGUGUAAGUCAGGUGAGAUCGGAUGUCACUUUUGUUACAUUUUACUUUCUUUUAAAAUAAUUUUCCUUCAUUUAUCAUUAUUAUUCUUACAGUAGAUUGUUUUCAUUAUAAUACGUAUUAAAACUUUAGAUUUCACCUGUCUGUAUAAAUGUGCCUUUAAUUAAUAAAUAUAAUAAUAUAAGAAAAUAUUCAGACUUGCUUUAUAAUCAUUACCGAGCUGAAUUACAGCAUGAAGGAGAAGAGGUAUGCUAACGCUAACUCAAAAAGGGAUGAAAGGGGUGUGGCUUCCACAGUGAGAAGAUACCUGGGUGGGCAUGUGCUGAGGAGCAUGGCUUCUAAAGACACAGUGCAAACUGACAAGAUAAAGCUUUGACUCAACAAAUGGUCUCCUGUAAAUCACAUGCAGUCCCACAGGAUCACCUGUAAUCACUCGAGAUCACCUGUAACCACCCAGGAUCUCUAAUCACUCAAGAUCACCUGUAGUGACCAGCAGUAAUACUGUGUUCCAGUGACUACUCACUUGUGUAGUGUGUAUUUGCUGAGUGCAGU